GACCAUCGCGGUGCGGGGCAGCCAGCCCAGCUGGGAGCAGGACUUCAUGUUCGAGAUUAACCGCCUGGAUCUGGGGCUGACCGUGGAGGUGUGGAACAAAGGACUCAUCUGGGACACGAUGGUGGGCACCGUGUGGAUCCCGCUGCGGACCAUCCGCCAGUCCAACGAGGAGGGCCCUGGCGAGUGGCUGACGCUGGACUCCCAGGUGAUCAUGGCGGACAGUGAGAUCUGCGGCACCAAGGACCCCACCUGCCACUGCAUCCUCCUCGACACGCGCUUUGAGCUUCCCUUGGACAUCCCCGAGGAGGAGGCACGCUACUGGGCCAAGAAGCUGGAGCAGCUCAACGCCAUGCGGGACCAGGACGAGGACUCGCUCCGGGACGAGCAGGACAAGCCGCUGCCUGUCCCCAGCAACCAGUGCUGUAAGUACCUCUCGGCCUACGACGACCCGGACAGUGCCGUGGACGACCGUGACAGCGACUACCGCAGCGAAACCAGCAACAGCAUCCCACCGCCCUAUUACACGACGUCGCAGCCCAAUGCCUCGGUCCACCAGUAUUCUGUCCGCCCACCUCCCCUGGGCUCCCGAGAAUCUUACAGUGACUCCAUGCACAGCUAUGAGGAGUUCUCCGAGCCGCGGGCCCUCAGCUCCCUCACUCAGAUGCUCCUCGGAAGGUUUCUGUGGGCCUGA
Messenger RNA from Carlito syrichta (Philippine tarsier), 691 nucleotides. RefSeq names its product protein unc-13 homolog A-like. Lineage: Eukaryota; Metazoa; Chordata; Mammalia; Primates; Tarsiidae. The coding region runs from base 47 to 691 and encodes 214 amino acids. Gene Ontology annotation, molecular function: syntaxin-1 binding; calmodulin binding; diacylglycerol binding. Gene Ontology annotation, biological process: neuromuscular junction development; synaptic transmission, glutamatergic; synaptic vesicle maturation. The record is from RefSeq and is a predicted model, not a curated record. The transcript is spliced from 7 exons. Gene Ontology annotation, cellular component: presynaptic membrane; synaptic vesicle membrane; terminal bouton.